This is a messenger RNA of Aspergillus caelatus, 609 nucleotides long. Its product is annotated as glycoside hydrolase family 18 protein. The coding region runs from base 1 to 609 and encodes 202 amino acids. Gene Ontology annotation, cellular component: extracellular region. NCBI's taxonomy places the organism in Eukaryota, Fungi, Ascomycota, Eurotiomycetes, Eurotiales, Aspergillaceae. Gene Ontology annotation, molecular function: chitin binding; chitinase activity. Gene Ontology annotation, biological process: carbohydrate metabolic process; chitin catabolic process. The transcript has 2 exons. The record is from RefSeq and is a predicted model, not a curated record.
AUGGACAAAUACCUUGGUUUCUGGAACCUUAUGGCCUAUGAUUACUCCGGUAGCUGGGAUACCACCGCUGGCCAUGACGCCAGUAUCUAUGCUUCGACUAGCAACCUAUCUAGCACGCCCUUUAACACUGACCAGGCCGUCAAAUACUAUAUCUCGCAAGGAGUAGCCGCCAGCAAGAUUGUUAUAGGUAUGCCACUCUAUGGGCGCUCAUUUUUGAACACUAACGGGCCUGGUACUUCUUACACCGGCGUUGGAAGCGGUAGCUGGGAGAAGGGAGUAUGGGACUACAAGGCGCUACCCCAGCCUGGGGCAGAGGUUAGCUACCUUGAACAACCUAUAGCUAGCUAUAGUUAUGCUUCGUCGCAACGGAAGAUGAUUAGCUAUAAUGACCCUCAAGUUGCACGAAAGAAGGCAGAGUAUAUUAUGUCAAAAGGUUUGGGUGGAGGGAUGUGGUGGGAAAGCGGUGGGGACAAGAAAGGCUCUAAUAGCUUGAUAACAACAGUUGUUAAUAAAUUUGGCGGUGUCUGCGCUCUGGAGCAAGUCCAGAACGAGCUGAAUUAUCUGUCAUCCUCUUACAAUAACCUAAAGGCUGGAUUUCCUUCCAAUUAA